AUUUUUUUGAAAUUGUGUAGAAAGGCCACAUGUCUUACAAGUGCCUCUCUACUCAAAGCACACGUGUACAUAGAUAUGCUUCAAAAUCAACUUCCAAAGUUCCAUCUUCUAUAUUCUUCUAAGCUUCAAACAAAAGUUUAAAAAAUUUCCCAAUAAUUUGCAGUAGUCCUCUGUUAAACACACACACACACGUAAACAAUAGUGCUAAUUUUAAUACAUCAUGGCCGACAAAUCGGAAUCUCCACCUUCCCCGCCAAACACUCCGCUUCAGGGCCAUACAUCAGAUCUAUUAAGCGACGUCGUAUUGUGGAGAAGAAAGCAGCUCAAUUGCGCCAUCCUUUUAGCUGCGACGGCUCUAUGGACGGUGAUGGAAGUCUACCAAUACAGCCUCGUCACCGUCCUCUCGUGGCUGGCCAUGGCCGCCGCCGUCUGCCUCUUCUUCUGGGGCUCCAUCCACCGCCUCCUCAAGAAGGAGGCCCCUGACCUGUCGGAACUGGAGAUCAGCGAGGAGGCGGCUCGGGAGCACGCGGAGGCUUUCCGGCGGUGGGCCCAGGAAGUCGUCCGGCUGAUAUUCCACGUCAGCACCGAAAGGGAGUGGUUUGUUUUUGCUGGCGUGGUGGGAUCUCUGUAUCUGGUCUCGUUAGUGGCCAGCCAAUUCGAUUUUCUUACACUCGUUUACCUAGGAUUGAUUGGGGGAAUGACGGUGCCCGGGUUUUAUAUGAAGAAUGAGGGAAAGAUAGCGGAGUUUGGUGAUAAAGUGAAGACGAGAGCUCGGAAGGUAUACUCCAUUGUCGAGCAGAGGUUUCAAGAUUUGAAAAACAAGAUUGUGAAGGGGCAGAAAGAGAUCAAAGAGAAGAAGGAGGAGUAGCAUUUUUUUUUUUUGGGGAAUUUUCUUUAGUUUCCUUCAAAAUGUUGUAAUGUUGUUUUUGGAGUUUUGGUGUAUAUUAUCAAAUAAAGUGUCUGAAUAAAUGAAUAAUGGACAUCCGUGGUGCAAUUUUGUUUUUGGAGUUUGCUGUUUUUCC
Molecule: messenger RNA, 1022 nt
Organism: Striga asiatica
Lineage: Eukaryota; Viridiplantae; Streptophyta; Magnoliopsida; Lamiales; Orobanchaceae
Source: the annotation of a GenBank genome assembly